AUAAAAAGAAAACAAACGACAAAUUUAUCUGAGUUAUAUACAUCUAGUAAUUAGACAAACAUACAAAAUCAUAAAAAAAUACUGACAUCAUACUUGUGUCAUGUAGCAGAAACAACUUAUGGAUGAAGCAAACUUGUCUACAGGAGGCAGUUGCAAUGCAACAUAUUCAGAAGAUGUCAUAAACACAGCCUUUGGAAAUUCACAGACUUCUACUAAAGAAAACGAUAAAUACACAAGCUCAAAGACAAUGUGUGAUGAUGAUCCAUGGGGGAAAAAUUUAUUUGAGAACAUGGAGUUUGAUCAGGUGCUUGAUAUAAACAGUUCUUCCACAAAACCAGACAAUGAUCAUAGCAAGAAAACGGACAAUGAUUCAGUUAAAAGCUCAAGUAGCAAAGCAGCUAAUGAGAUUGCAGAAGAGGACACGCAAACAUAAUAUCAGCAGACAAACCUGUGUGAGGAGGAUAUUGAGACAUUUCUGGAGAAUGAAAGUUUCUGACAGAGUAAAUGAACCUGAAGAUUCAGUGUUGGACAACUUGAAACCUGAGGUAGGGAUGACAUUCAAAACAAGAGAAGCCGCCUAGAACUUCUUCAACACCUAUUCAUUUGAAGUUGGUUUCUCGGUUGCAAUAGUAUCUACAUACAGAACUACAAGCAAGAAGAGGAACAAUGAAAUAAUUAGAGUGACUGUCAAAUGCAACAAAUAUGGUCAGAAUACUGACGUAGAAAAGGAACAACUAGUUUCCCAAAGGCAGAGUACAGUCAUAACAAAAACAGAUUGCAAAGUAGAGAUGAUUAUCGGCGAGAGACAAGGUAUCUGGAAGAUCAAAACCUUGUGCCUUGAACAUAAUCAUGCCCUCGACCCACACAGCAGAUUCUUCAGGUCUCAUGCCUACAUGACAAAAGAAGAGAAGGCAAUGAUUAGAUCACUGAAACAAAGUAAUAUACCGACUAGAAAGAUUGUUUCUGUUUUAGCUCACCUCAGAGGAGGAUCAGACCAACUACCAUACAACAAGAAGAAAGUGAGCAAUUACAGCGCAAGCAUAAACAGAGAACUCAAUAACAGUGACAUGAUGGAGGUUUUGACAUUCUUCAGCAAAAAACAGACAGAAGACCCAAGAUUCUACUCUUCGUUUCACAUAGACAGUGAGAACAAAGUGAAAAGUGUGUUUUGGGCAGAUGCUAGAGCAAUAUCAUUCUAUGAGGUUUGUGGAGAUUGUAUUAGCUUUGAUACCACAUACCUAACAAACAAAUACAAUCUACCAUUUCCUCCCAUAGUAGGCAUCUACCACAUGGUCAUACUUAUCUGUUUGAUUGUGCUCUAAUUGGAAACGAAAGAACAAUUACUUUUGAAUGGGUUUUUAGAGAAUUGCUGAAUGCUAUGGGAGGCAAACACCCACAGACAAUAAUCACUGACCAAGAUUCAGCCAUGCAAAAAGCAAUCAAAUCAAUAUUC
This is a messenger RNA of Lolium perenne, 1453 nucleotides long. Lineage: Eukaryota; Viridiplantae; Streptophyta; Magnoliopsida; Poales; Poaceae. The record is from RefSeq and is a predicted model, not a curated record.